Carcharodon carcharias (great white shark) is the source of this 4275-nucleotide messenger RNA. It is a transcript of the gene gusb, whose product is annotated as glucuronidase, beta. Gene Ontology annotation, biological process: carbohydrate metabolic process; glucuronoside catabolic process. NCBI's taxonomy places the organism in Eukaryota, Metazoa, Chordata, Chondrichthyes, Lamniformes, Lamnidae. The record is from RefSeq and is a predicted model, not a curated record. Bases 31 to 1935 code for a protein of 634 amino acids. Gene Ontology annotation, molecular function: beta-glucuronidase activity; carbohydrate binding. The transcript is spliced from 12 exons.
GAAGUCAGCUGACGGCCAGCAGUUUGCAGAAUGGUGGCGGUCUGGCUGUUGGGGUUUUCGCUGCUUGUCUCCGCUUUCGCUCUAAGCCCCCGGGAAACCUCUUCCCGGGAGCUGAAAGAACUGAACGGAUUAUGGAGUUUCCGGGCAGAUCAGUCCGCGAACAGGAACCAGGGAUUCGAGGAGAGGUGGUACCGGCGACCCCUCAGGGAGACGGGGCCAGUGAUUGAUAUGCCUGUUCCAGCAAGUUACAAUGACAUCACACAGGACCACAAGCUGAGAGAUUUCAUUGGCUGGGUAUGGUAUGAAAAGGAGGUUUGGAUGCCAAGGCACUGGAUUUCACCUGAUGCUGGGAUGAGAGUUAUACUCCAUGUUGGCAGUGCCAAUUACUACUCUGUUGUUUGGGUAAAUGGUGCUGAGGUUGCCUUUCACGAGGGUGGCCACCUUCCUUUUGAAGCGGACAUCACUAAAGUUAUUCAGAGCAGCUCCGCUCUUCAGUGCAGAAUCACCAUUGCAGUAAACAACACACUUACUCCAUAUACUUUACCUCCAGGAAGAAUUCAAUACAUGACUGAUACAAGAAGAUAUCCUCCGGGUUAUUUUGUGCAGAUUACACAAUUUGAUUUCUUCAACUAUGCUGGGAUCCAUCGGCCAGUUCUACUAUACACCACACCCAAUGUCUACAUAGAUGACCUAACCAUUGUAACAGACAUUCAAGAUGACACAGGGAUUGUAUAUUAUAAAAUAUCCAUCAAGGGGAGUACACACUUUUCACUGUCGCUAAAGUUGUCUGAUCAAAGGGGGCAGGUUGUUGCAACAAUCGUAGAUGGACCUCCAGUUGGACAGUUGAGAUUACAUAGACCGACUCUCUGGUGGCCGUACCUUAUGCAUGAGAAUCCUGCAUAUCUUUACAGCCUUGAGGUUUACAUGAAGAGCAAAAAUGGUAGCUUUUGUUAUGAAGAUGUUUACACAUUACCAGUAGGAAUUCGCAAGGUGCAAGUUACCAAGACCCAAUUCCUUAUCAAUGGAAAACCAUUCUAUUUCCAUGGAGUAAAUAAACAUGAAGAUUCAGAUAUGCGAGGGAAAGGCCUUGACUGGUCAGUGAUUAUCAAGGACUUCAACCUUCUUCGAUGGCUGGGAGCAAAUUCUUUUCGUACUAGCCAUUAUCCAUAUGCAGAAGAAGUUAUGGAUUUGUGUGACAAAUAUGGGAUUGUGGUCAUUGAUGAGUGUCCAGGCGUGGGUAUCAAAGAUCCUCUGAGCUUUGGAAAUAAGUCCCUCACUCAUCAUUUAACUGUAAUGGAGGAGCUGGUGCACAGAGAUAAAAACAGGCCAUCAGUAGUGAUGUGGUCUGUAGCAAAUGAACCAGCAUCUGGACUACCACAGGCAAAUCACUACUUCAAGACUUUAAUAUCCUACACUAAAGCACUGGAUCCAACCAGGCCAGUUACCUUUGUUACAGACACCGACUAUGAAGAUGACAAAGCCAUGCCGUACACAGAUGUUAUUUGUGUGAACAGCUAUUUUUCCUGGUACCAUGAUCCAGGCCAAUUGGAGGUCAUUCAAUUACAACUUGCCAAUCAGUUUGAGGGCUGGUACAACAAAUACCAAAAACCAAUUAUUCAGAGUGAAUAUGGAGCAGAUGCAGUUGCGGGACUGCACAAUGAUCCCCCAGUAAUGUUUACAGAAGAGUAUCAGCAGGCUGUAAUGCAGGAUUAUUUUAUGAUAUUUGAUGAAAAAAGAAAACACUACUUGAUUGGAGAACUAAUCUGGAAUUUUGCAGACUUCAUGACUGCUCAAAGCACUACACGGGUAGAUGGGAACAAAAAGGGGAUCUUCACUCGUCAGAGACAACCUAAAUCUUCUGCUUUCACUCUUCGGAAUCGCUACUGGAAACUGGCAAAUGAGACCAAAUACAUUCCUUUGAGGUAUCACUGGUAGCUGCUGAGAAUACAGAAGAAACUGCAUUGAUUGGUACUACUGUAUCAUGGGGAAAUUGAAUAUUUUGUCAGAACAUUUCCUAAGUGAUAGUAAAUUUAUUUCCUCAACUUGCUUUGAAGAUGAGUACUUUCAUCCUAGAAUUCUAUCAAAGUUGCUCUCUAGUCAGGAGAGGUGGCAUAGUGGUAUUGUCACUGGACUGGUAAUCUAGAGACCCAGGGUUAACAGCUCUGGGGACCUAGGUUCAAAUACCACUGUACAUGGUGGAACUUGAAUUCAAUAAAGUCUGAUGAUGAAACCAUUGUUGAUUGUCAUAAAAACCCAUUUGGUUCACUAAUGUCCUUUACCUGGUCUGGCCUGGAGACUCAUUUGGAAUGUGGUUGACUCUCAAUUAGGGAUGGGCAAUAAAUGCUGACCUAGCCAGGCCAGUGACACCCACAUCCCAUGAACAAAUAAAAAAAACAUCUGGAAUAGGUCUAGUGUUCAUUUGUCUAUUCAAGUUUAAGUAUGAAAUGCUCAUUCCCAAUUACACUAAUUCUAUUAUGUCACAACUCUAAAAAAAUUGUAUUAAAUUAUCAACAGAAUAUGAAGUGUGGUAAUAUUAAAAUGAAAUCCCAAUCCUAUAUAUGUAUCCGGUAUGUCAGAUGCUUCAAUGAAUACUUCAUUCUUUAUGUAACUUCUUCAACUCAAUUAUACUGCUAAAUAGUCUCUUCUUACAAUGGCUAUACAAGCCGCUGCCUAUAAUUUCUCACCAAUCAGCACUCAAAUUCAAGCUGAAAGAUUCAUGUUGGUGACAGCAGGGGCAUCUGAUCUUUGCUAAUCAAUCCAGGCACAUUAAAUCCUUAGCAGUUAAGUGCAAAGAUGUACAAAAGUCAUUCCCUGAUAAGAAUCUAACCGAAUGUUGUCUGAACCACCUAGUUUGAGGUGACUUUGAAAGGUAACCAUUGCAUUACCAAUCUCAAAAGGAGAACAUGACAACUCUGAAGUGUGAUAUUAAUAUCCUUGUAGAGCCCAACCAUGUCAGCAUGUAAAAAAAAAAUUCCAUGGCACUAUUUUUGAAGAGGGGUUGGCGAGUUUUUCCUGAUGCCCUGGCCAAUAUAAUUAUCACAUUUCUGUUUAUUGGAGCAUGCUGUGUGUAGAUUGGCUGCCACAUUUUCUACAUUACCACAGUGAUUACAUCUCAAAAAUAUUUAUUGGCUGUAAAAAUCGCUUUGAGACAUCCAGGUGAUCAUGAAAAACACUAUAAAUGCAAUUUUUUUUUCUUUAACCUGGCUGAACAGCAAAAAUCGAAAUUGCAGACAGACCUUUCCAGCUUUGUCAUUUAAUCCUAAAAAUGCAUAAAGUCAAUGCUUCUGGUGAGUUGGGGGAUAUUGUUCACAUUUACAAGUAUUUGUUUAUUAAAGUGGUUUUUUUUAUAAUUGGUGCUUUGGGGAUUGAAUCCUGCAACUGUCCCAUUAUAUAGUGAAAAAUAUAAAUGAGUCUUACUUUAUAAAUAACAUUUUAUCUUAUGUUUUGAAACCAAGAAUCCACAGCAAGAUAUACCAGUGAAGUUUUUUUUAAAAAGAACUCAAAUGACAGGCCACCCUCCCCCCUCUCUCACUGGUGUCAGUAAUUAGAAUGUUUACAUUUUUGUCAACAAACAGGUGAAUAAUGAGACUGUUUACUUCAAAAUUCAAUUUUCAAAAUUGAAUUCAAAUUAGGAAAUGGAAAGAUACUCUUAAUACUUAGUGGUUUAUAGUUUUUUAAAUGUUUAAACCAUUUCCCUAUAGCUUUACUUCAACCAGGUUUGAAAAACUUAAGUCAGAGCUACAGAAUGUGCAUAUACUAAAAAUGCCUGGUCCAGGUUUUUGAAUGUGAGAUUAUAUCAAUAUGAAAAUUUUUUUAAUGUUUAAAACCAUUUUUGGACAUUAGAAAUUUCAGUUACAGAGAAUGCUUUUCCAGAAAAAGCAAAAAUCCAAAUAGUAUAUGAAACCAUGUUUUGAAAAUGUUUGUAAGGUUUCUUACAAAAAUGUUAACAUAUCUCAGAAUCACAGAAUUGUUACGGUGUAGAAGGGGUCAUUCAGCCCAUCGUGUCCUGCACCGGCGACAUGAUUUAGACAAAUGUCUCCAUUAUAAAUGUUCAAGAUUUCAUUGUAAUGUGGAUAGGAAGUGCAUGAAAUAUGUAAAACUUUUAAUAUACUGCCAGAAUUGGUGCAAUUUAUCCAUAGUUCCUAAUUUUUCUAGAAUGAGUUAAGUUUUAUUUAGCUGACCAGACAAUGAAAUUUUUUAAGAUGAAUUACUUAGAAAAAUUCUACUUUUAAGUAUAGGCCUAAUAUUGAAAUUAAUAAAGUUCAUUUUUAUAUA